Aspergillus terreus NIH2624 is the source of this 3600-nucleotide messenger RNA. RefSeq names its product chromosome segregation protein SMC. Gene Ontology annotation, cellular component: chromosome. The coding region runs from base 1 to 3600 and encodes 1199 amino acids. Gene Ontology annotation, biological process: mitotic sister chromatid cohesion. The transcript is spliced from 4 exons. Lineage: Eukaryota; Fungi; Ascomycota; Eurotiomycetes; Eurotiales; Aspergillaceae. The record is from RefSeq and is a predicted model, not a curated record. Gene Ontology annotation, molecular function: double-stranded DNA binding; protein binding; ATP hydrolysis activity.
AUGUAUGUCAAGCAAAUCAUCAUCCAGGGCUUCAAAAGCUACAAGGAUCAAACCGUCAUCGAACCAUUCUCCCCAAAGCACAAUGUAAUUGUCGGUCGCAAUGGCUCCGGCAAGAGCAACUUUUUCGCUGCCAUUCGUUUCGUUUUGAGCGAUGCGUACACCCACCUCGGACGAGAAGAGCGACAGGCUCUUCUACACGAAGGUUCGGGUUCUGCCGUGAUGUCGGCCUACGUCGAGAUUAUCUUCGACAACUCCGACGAUCGAUUCCCGACCGGUAAGCCGGAGGUGGUCCUCCGACGAACAAUUGGUCUCAAGAAAGAUGAAUACACGCUGGACCGUAAGAACGCGACGAAAUCGGAUGUGAUGAAUCUGCUCGAAUCCGCGGGCUUUUCCCGGUCGAACCCUUACUAUAUCGUCCCUCAGGGUCGCGUGACCGCGUUGACGAACAUGAAGGACUCCGAGCGCUUGAACCUGCUCAAAGAGGUUGCAGGUACCCAGGUCUACGAAGCGCGCCGAGCUGAGUCACUGAAGAUUAUGCACGAGACGAAUAACAAGCGGGCUAAGAUUGACGAGCUUCUCGAUUUCAUCAAUGAGCGCCUUGCUGAGUUGGAGGAAGAGAAGGAUGAACUGAGAAACUAUCAGGAGAAGGAUAAGGAAAGAAGAUGUCUCGAGUACACGAUCUAUUCGCGUGAGCAACAGGAGAUUUCGAGUAUUCUGGACAGCCUGGAAGAACAGAGGCAGACGGGAGUGGAGGAUACCGACCUCAACCGUGAUCGCUUUAUUCAAGGCGAGAAAGAAAUGGCGCAAAUCGACGCCGAGAUUGCGGAGUGCAAACAACAGAUUGAGUUCCUGAAGGUCGACAAAGCACAGCUGGAAGAUGAGCGUCGAGAGGCUUCAAAAGCUCUUGCCCAAGUUGAGCUGCAGGCAAAAGCUCUCUCUGACAACCAAGCUGCGGCUCUGGCCCUGAAAAACCGCCACGAUCAGGAUUUGAAGGAAAUCCAGGCUGCAAUUCAAGAGCGCGAGGCUGAACUCCAGGAGCUUCUUCCUCGUUUCAAUGCUGCCAAGGAUCAAGAAGAUGCCGUCAAAGCUCAGUUUACCGAGGCAGAGACUUUGCGACAGAGACUGUAUGCAAAGCAGGGCCGAAAUUCCCGAUUCAAGAACAAGUCAGAACGCGAUAAAUGGCUGCAGACGGAGAUCAAGGAUAACUACAAUUCCAUCUCCACUGCCCAAGGUGUCAUUUCUCAGACCCAGGAGGACAUUAAGGAACUUGAGAAUGAGAUCGCCCUGUUGGAACCCGAAACAGAACGUCUGCGCAAGCAAAUCGACGGCCGAGGCGACACUAUCAACUCUGUCGAGCAACAAGUUCAGGCUGCGAAGGAUGAGAGAGAUCGACUUAUGGACCAGCGAAAAGAGCUCUGGAGAGAGGAAGCCAAGCUUGACUCGAUCCUGUCUAAUGCUUCCAAUGAAGUUGAGCGUGCCGAACGCAACCUCUCGCAGAUGAUGGAUCACAAUACCAGCCGUGGUAUUGCCGCUGUCAGACGCAUCAAGCGCCAAUAUAAUCUGGAGGGAGUCUACGGUACGCUGGCCGAGCUGUUCGAUGUCAACGACCGGUAUCGUACGGCUGUUGAGGUUACUGCUGGGCAGAGUCUAUUCCAUUAUGUUGUUGACACAGACGAAACGGCCACGAAGGUCUUGGAGAUCCUUCAACAAGAGAAGUCCGGAAGAGUUACUUUCAUGCCGUUGAACCGGCUAAGGUCCAGGCCAAUCAACAUGCCAAAGGCCAGUGACACUAUUCCGAUGAUUGAAAAGCUUCAAUACGACAAAGCUUAUGAGAAGGCUUUCCUCCACGUGUUUGGCAAGACCAUCAUCUGCCCUAAUCUGCAGGUGGCGGCGCAGUAUGCUCGAAGCCAUGGUGUUAACGCUAUCACGCCGGAAGGAGACCGCUCCGAUAAGAGGGGUGCGCUGACCGGAGGUUUCCAUGAUUCUCGUCAGUCGAGACUUGAUGCAGUAAAGAAUCUGGCAAAGUGGAGGGAUGAGUAUGAAACGAAGAAGACGCGUGGAAGUGAGAUCCGCAAAGAGCUUGAGAAAAUGGAUCAGCUCAUCACGCAAUCUGUCGGUGAAUUACAGAAGCUGGAGCAGCAAAGACACCAAGUACAGAACAGCAGUGGGCCGCUCCGACACGAACUGCGGAGCAAGCGUGAUCUUCUUCAAAAGAAGAUUGACAACUUGGAUUCCAAACGCCGUGCUCUGCGCAAUAUUGAGAACAACUUGGCUGUGUUGACGGACCAGGUCCAGGCUUUUGAAGCGGAAUUCAAAACCCCAUUCCAAAAGGCUCUCAGCAAUGAGGAAGAGUCCCAGCUAGAGACCUUAAACACUACUGCUCAAGAACUUCGUCGACAAUUCCAGGAACUUUCCAACAAUCGCAGUGAACUCGAGGCCCGCAAGUCGGUUCUGGAAGUCGAGUUACGGGAAAACCUCCACCCCCGACUCGAUCAACUCGUAAGUCAGGACAUCGAUAUGGCCGAUGACGACAACCAGGGCAACUUGAAGGAGACCCAGCGGGAGAUGAAGCGUCUGAGCAAGGCCCUGGAUAAGCUCAGCCAGCGUCUCCAGCAGGUCGACGAAUCCAUCGAGCAGGCGAACACUCAAGCAGCCGAGCUGGCUCAACGCAAUGCGGAAACGCGUCGGGAGAUGGAGGAGCUCGCCAAGUCUAUUGAGAAGCAUCAGCGACGAAUGGAGAAGAGCAUGCAAAAGAAGGCGGCCUUGACGAAACAGGCAGCUGAAUGCGCCGCGAAUAUCCGCGAUCUGGGUGUUUUGCCAGACGAAGCCUUCACGAAAUAUAAGAACACCGAUUCGAACGCGGUGGUCAAGAAGCUCCACAAGGUCAACGAAGGCCUGAAGAAAUACUCACAUGUCAACAAGAAGGCGUUUGAACAGUACAACAGCUUCACCAAACAGCGGGAGACGCUUACAUCACGUCGAGAGGAGCUCGAUGCUUCCCAAAAGUCGAUUGACGACCUCAUCAACGUGUUGGAUCAGAGAAAGGAUGAAGCCAUUGAGCGGACGUUCAAACAGGUCUCGCGCGAGUUUGCCAAUGUGUUCGAGAAGCUCGUGCCUGCUGGCCGCGGACGGUUGAUCAUUCAGAGAAAGACGGACAGGGCUCUCCGGCAAGAUGACGAGCUCGAAUCCGAGGAUGAAGAGGCACGGCAAAGCGUGGAGAACUACGUGGGAGUUGGCAUCAGUGUCAGUUUCAACAGCAAACACGAUGAGCAGCAACGAAUCCAACAGCUCAGCGGUGGACAGAAGAGUCUUUGCGCCCUUGCCCUGGUGUUUGCCAUCCAAGCAUGUGAUCCCGCGCCCUUCUAUCUGUUUGACGAGAUUGACGCCAACCUGGACGCCCAAUAUCGUACCGCCGUCGCUCAGAUGUUGAAGUCAAUCUCUGAUUCAACCAACGGUCAAUUCAUCUGCACGACCUUCCGCCCGGAGAUGUUGCAUGUCGCCGAGAAGUGUUAUGGUGUCAGUUUCCGAGAAAAGGCCAGCACGAUUGACGUGGUGUCUCGGGAGGAGGCAUUGAAGUUUGUUGAAGAGCAGAAGACGUAG